Molecule: messenger RNA, 4463 nt
Organism: Nematostella vectensis (starlet sea anemone)
Lineage: Eukaryota; Metazoa; Cnidaria; Anthozoa; Actiniaria; Edwardsiidae
Product: EGF and laminin G domain-containing protein
Exons: 7
Coding region: 95-3541 (1148 amino acids)
Source: RefSeq, a predicted model, not a curated record
CACGUGACCCCUUGACGAAGCGAGCGUGGAAUGUAGCGUUGUUUUUCGUAGCUUUGUUUUUCGAGCGCCAUCUUCACUGCCGAUCUGCGGAAAGAUGAUUGCUCGAUCCUUAGUCACGAUAUUUCUCUUGCUAUUCUGCUUUAGGUAUUCCUUAGCAGCAAUUGACACUGAGGGAUACUUUGAUGGCAAUGCCUAUGCAGAGUACUUACUGCAUGACCAAGAUGAAAAGAUUGACUCCCCUAAGAACACUAUAGAGCUGCAGUUCCGUACAAUUCAACCAAACGGGCUAUUGCUACAUGGCAGUAGCUCUGGAGAGGAGUAUGGGGACUAUUUUACUAUUGAACUUAUCGGUGGCAAGCUCAGGUUUGCCAUAAGUUUAGGACGAAGACAGGGCAUAGAUGACAUGGUUAACAUGACCCUUGGGGAUGGACUCGCAGACAACAAAUUCCACACGGUCCUCAUUGAGCAUAAUAAUCGUGAAGUAUGGCUUUUCCUGGACCAGCUCACCCGGGAUGACAAGAGGCGAAGAAUAGAAACCCGAUACAAGCAACUCACUCUUGAUGAGUUCUUCUUUAUUGGUGGAGCUCACGAUAUGAAAAGGAUUAGAGAUGUGAUUUCUGGAGCUAACUUCCAAGGCUGCCUUAAGGGUGUUAGAGUCAAUGGGAAAAACAUCCUUCAAGCCUUAAGCGGCGAUGCCACAACACUAAGGAAGUAUGAUGUCAAGGAGACGUGUGAUGACGAGGUGUCUUUUGAACCAAUGACCUUGAAUGGCAGGCUUGGUCAAUUCUCAAUUGGGACACAGACUGCUAUCAACAAGUUCAGGGGGAAGCUGUCAUUCCGCACAUACAAGUCAUCUGGCACUGUCCUUUCCAUGAAUGAACGUUUCUUUCUCAACUUCACCACUGAAUCAAUCUCCCUAGUUGUUCUCAUUGGAAAAAGCCUUACUCUUGUGUCACAGCGUCAGAUGUUCCAAUACGCCCCUCUGAACACUGGUAUGUGGCAUCAUGUGGAGUUUGAGAUUGGUCCAAUUGCCGUUUGGAUCAAUGUUGAUAAAAUGGUGGAUAUGAGACCCCCAAGUGCCGAUCUACCUCAAAAUUUCUUCAUUGGAAGUGUGCAAAUUGGAGGAGAUUUUGUUGGCUGUGUCUUAAACAUAGAACUAAAUGGUGUUAAAUUUGAUCCAAAAUCUCUAUCACCAACCGAGUACAUUGAAGUUGGCACAUGCCAUAUCACAGAUUUCUGCUUCCCAACUGUGUGCCAGCAUGGCAGCAAGUGUAUCCAGGAUGGCAAGACGUUUGGCUGUGACUGCUUGAACACUCACUACAAGGGAUCUGUCUGUCAGUUUUCCCAAUAUUACCGCACAUGCUAUGAGCUGCAGCUAGAGUAUCCUGAGCUGGAAACUGGCAACUACACUAUUGACCCUGACGGUUCAGGUCCUGAGGAGCCUUACCAAACCAUCUGUAACAUAACCACUGAGCUGGACUGGUUUGGUGAUGAGAUCUCACGAGUGUGGACUGAGGUGUUGACGGAGGACUGGAACGUGCUCCUUCAAAAGUACCCCCCAGAGGAAGCCCAGAAACCUGAAUCUGUCAUCCGAGAUAUUAUGUACAAGCCAACUUUCUUGUCAGCUCAGAUGGUAGCUAUGGCGAGCGAGUACUGCAAACAGUUUGUGGAGUACCUCUGUACUGGGUCAAGAUUGCUGAACAGCCUCAACCCUGCAUAUGGCCACUGGGUGGGGUCCCAUGGACGGCACUACUACUACUGGGGAGGAUCCGGCCCGCAGUACCCUGGCAAGUGUGCCUGUGGUGUCAGAGGUGACUGUCUGGACAACAAGGGCUGUAACUGUGAUGCUCGUCGCAGCACCCUCGAGAGUGAUGAAGGGUACUUGUUUGGCAGCAAUGGUCAGAUUCUACCUGUAUCACAAGUCUUGUUUGGUGAUGUGGAUAUUGAUUCUGAUCACUAUGCAAACUAUACUGUUGGACCCCUCUUGUGUUAUGGUCGACCUAACAACACCGCCACCUUCAGCCGCGAGGACGGGAUCAUCUCUCUUCGCUACCGCGAGGGUUCCUUGGAUGGGGAAUAUGGAGACGUGUCGCUGUUUUUCCGAACCCCCUACACUCGUGGCAUCUUAUUCCAUCAAGGCGAGAAGACAAGAAACACUAGGGACUUUAUCCAAGUGAACAUCACCUCCAACGACACCGUUCAACUGUCGUACGACAUCGGCAAUGGACCCCAGUCGAUCGUCGUACAGGUCACCGAGAAUCCGCUGAACACGAAUCGUCUGUGGCACAAGGUUGUGGUGUGGUUCAACAUCAAGGAGUUUGGUCUGGAGGUCGACGGGAUUAGGAAGAUCAGACUGAACCCGCUGCAGCAGAGCAAACAGCUCGAUGUGGUGGGGAAUCUCUUCAUUGGUGGCUACAUGAGGGAAAUGAUGAACGGCUUUGUAGGCUGCAUCAGAGGAUUUACUAUCAAUGGAGAAGUUCUCAACUUGGCCAGGCUCUCUAAGGAUUUCGACUAUGUGAAUGAAGGAUGCUACUCUGCCUGCAACAACGAGACACAGUGUAAAGGUGGAGCCCGAUGCACUGAUGACUACAACAUCUACAAAUGCGACUGUCACCUCACACCAUUCUAUGGCUAUUUCUGUGAACAAGAUCUCGGCGCGGCGUUCAAGGAGACUGACAGCUACCUGCGCUACACGUUCCCUGAAGGCGAGCGAGACGCGUGGGGCACAGACUUCGCCGUUGGCUUCAAGACUGGUCAGUGUUCCGGAACCAUCAUGGAAAUGACCAGUCACACCCAAGGGCACUAUUUCCGUAUCUCCAUCCAGGACGACAACAAGCUUAUCUUCAAGUACAACACCGCGGCUGGUGACGGCGGCAAGGAGAUCCUCCCGCCUAAAGGCAAGUCUUUCUGCGACAACGAACGCCACACUUUCUCCAUGGAACGUAAAAAGGACCUGCUAAUCUACCGAGUUGACGGUGGACCGGAAAUGAGAGACAGUGGAGAACGUCUGACAAAACCCUUCGAGCGACCGAAGCAGCUGCUGAUCGGUGCAACUGGAGAGGGACGGUUCGAGGGGUGCAUCUCAGGGGUGAAGAUCACGAACUGGCCAACCGAGAAAAUCAUGGGCCCAACGAUAGAGCCAAUCAAACAGCUCCUGUAUGACAAUGACGACACCAACAUUGUGGCCAAGGGCGUGUCCAAGUCCAAGUGUGGUCAGUGGUACGACGUGCCAUCCGUUCCCACCCGUCCCAUCCCUGGUCCUCAUGGUGCGGCCACGCCCCCACCUGGACCCCCUGGCGGCCCCGAAGAGCGCAGGUGGAGGGUGGACGAUGAGUACACCGCCAUCAUCGUUAUCAUCGUGUUGUUGGUCGUCUUGUGUAUCGUGGCGGCUCUGGUGCUGGUUUACUGGUACUACACCAAGCGUAAGGGCGUGUACCACACAUACGAGGACGAGCCCCUAGCCAAGAACAAUGAGCCAUUCAUCAGUCUACAGCCCAUGGGCGGAGAAGAACCCAAGCCCAAGAAAGAAUGGUAUAUCUAGAUGAUACCCUAACAACAACUUGAGCGGAGUCGUGUGAGUCCAAGAAAAAGUGGUGUAUCUAGAUAACUUCACCAAUAAAAUAACAGCCACUCAAGUGAGCCCAAGAAAGAGUUGUAUAUCUAAAUCACUCCACCCAUGACGUGACAACCACUCGAGCUCAGUCAAGUUUUCUACGAAGUCAGAAAAUAUUCUGUCAAAUUUGAGCCCUGUAAAAUAUAAUAACGUGUUUCUGUAACUCGAGUCAUACUGUAAACAUUCAAAAGAAAUAAUAGCGCCGCGAAUCUUACAAACAAACUUUUCUUACUGGAUUUGCUGUCUUCACAUUCAGAUGUCAUCCAAUCCAGUUUUUUUAACAAUUUAAAUAAUAACAGAUAGCUUAUAGCGUAGACUAUUUCAAUAAAUGUACGCACCCAAAGUUUUUUUCUAAUAUUUUAAAAGACUGGUAGUGUGGCAGUUCCUAUGAAUGUUCGGCAUACAUAUGUUUGGUGUAUAGCUAAUGCAAUGUUUACAUUCAAGAUUAUAAAAGACACACAAGAGGUUGUCCAGCCUACUUAGGGGCCGGCCAUUUUUUUAUUCUGACGGGGUCACUAAUCUGGCUUUUUUAUUUUCAAAUCUAGGUUUGCUUUCCUAUCCGUCAGAUACCAAAUGACCGGUGCCUUGAGAAGUUUUUUUUUUCUUUCCUCGAUUUUAUGUGCGGUCUUUCGCAAUAACACUAGAGUUAGUAAACCACAAACAAGCUUGUACUCAUACAAUAUACGAAUGCCUGGGAAACAACACUGCCAUGAAUGUGUGCACUGGUUAAAAAAUUGUCGUACAUGCAUCAGUAUAUUAUCGGUAAGAUGCUCUUUGUAUAAUUCCUAUUUUAUUUGUAGUGCAAAGUUUUCAAUAUUUGUAAUUUUAAUAAAAACGUUUUUGUGAGUGA